Messenger RNA from Ceraceosorus bombacis, 1451 nucleotides. Lineage: Eukaryota; Fungi; Basidiomycota; Exobasidiomycetes; Ceraceosorales; Ceraceosoraceae. The record is from the annotation of a GenBank genome assembly.
AUGAAGAGGAGAGUUGCUGGUUUGCCCCAUGUCAGGCCCGAUGUCUUCAGGGAGAAAGUAGAGGAGAUCAACGCUGCUGGUGCAGAGCCGGUCAAAGAGGCAGGCAAAUGCCAAGCGUGCGCGUGAGUAUGUGGAUCUCCUCGUCUGCGUGCGCAUGCCCUCGCUCUCGUGUCGCAUCAGUGCUUUGGUUCACUGAAGCUGACGAUGACCUGCUUCCCCUGCACUUGCCAAACAGCAAAUCCUUCUCCACCGCAAAUGCAUUCCGCACACACGUCAACUCCCGCAAGCACAAAGAGAACGAAGCCUUACUCGCGCGAGCGCGGUCCGGUUCCUCCAAAGUGACCCCCUCCAUCUUGCACUCAACUGCCGCCGAAAGUGAGAGCGCAGCGGAACCGGCAGCAGCUCCAGGAGACGUUGCGCUUGCCGGGGAGGGCUUGGAAGACGUUAGUGAUCUGCAGGAAGCCCUCGCUGCUGCCAGCACCAAUGCUGCAGCUUCCGCAGCCAUCCUGAAUGGCACGCUGGAAGUGCCUGCGGACGCUACAGAAGCAGAGAUCGAAGCUGCGAUCGACCUGCGCAUCGCUUCCUCCAAGCGCGUAGAUCCUUCAAAGGCGUGCAUGUUUUGUCUAAAAGCCGGCUUCAGAUCGCUCGACGAUACGCUGGAACAUUUGCGCAGCCACCACAGCUUCUUCGUGCCGGACCAAGAGUAUUUGACGGAUCUGGCAGGGCUCAUGGUCUAUCUAGCAGACAAGGUUAGCGUUGGGCAUCUUUGUCUUUUCUGCAAUGGAAGAGGGAGAGGUUUCAACAGCGCAGAAGCGGCGAGAUCUCACAUGUUGGACAAGGGUCAUUGCAAAAUUGCAUACGACUCAGACGAAGAUAUGCUGGAGCUGAGCGACUUUUACGACUUCUCCUCGAGCUAUCCAGAAGCAGAGUGGGAGGACGUGGAGGGCACAGUUGAUGGAGGUAGUGACGAAGAGGAAGACGUGGAUACCGAGACCGAGACGGACGAUGCCACUGAUGCAGGCACAGUGGCCACGACAUCCAGCAAACGAGUCAGACCCGACGCGCAAGGAGUACGGUUUGGUGACAACGAGAUGGAGUUGGUGCUGCCUUCGGGUGCCAGGCUGGGCCAUCGAGCUCUCAGACACGUCUAUGACCAGAGAUUGAGGCCGGCCGGUCGAGAUGUAGAUUCCGCCACGCACGGCUCAGCAUUGGCCCAUCGACUCGCGAAUCGAGCAAUUGCAGCUCGCAAGACGGAGCAGCAGGACGCGUCCGGAUUGAGUCUCGCACAGCGCGGUGGGAAUGUGGUCAAAGCCAAAGACAGGGGCCAGGCAAAGGAAGCCAAGAGGCAUAUUAAGGAAUUCAGGGAUGUUCAGCGCCGAGAGCAAUUCAAGACUAGAGUGGGCUUCAGAGCGAACAACCAGGCCCACUUUAGGGACCCCCUGCUCCAAUGA